Pygocentrus nattereri (red-bellied piranha) is the source of this 15877-nucleotide messenger RNA. It is a transcript of the gene ryr2b, whose product is annotated as ryanodine receptor 2b (cardiac). The record is from RefSeq and is a predicted model, not a curated record. Gene Ontology annotation, molecular function: calcium ion binding; ryanodine-sensitive calcium-release channel activity; protein binding. Gene Ontology annotation, cellular component: sarcolemma; calcium channel complex; sarcoplasmic reticulum membrane. Gene Ontology annotation, biological process: intracellular calcium ion homeostasis; calcium ion transmembrane transport. The transcript has 103 exons. Lineage: Eukaryota; Metazoa; Chordata; Actinopteri; Characiformes; Serrasalmidae. The coding region runs from base 55 to 14757 and encodes 4900 amino acids.
GAGUGUGGUUCUGUCUCACCUGCUCUCUCCAACCCAGAGAAACCAUCAGAGAUCAUGGGGGCCACAGAGGGAGAGGACGACUUCCAGUUCCUGCGCACAUCGGAUGAGCUGGUGUUGCGAUGCUGCUCGGCCGUUCCUCUCCAGCAGAAGCUGUGCUUGGCUGCUGAUGGCUUCGGGUGCCGCCUCUGCUUCCUGGAGUCCACCUCUAACUCGAAGAAUGUUCCGGCAGACCUGUCUCUGUGUGUGUUUGUGCUGGAUCGGUGUGUGUCCGUCCGGGCUCUGCAGGAAAUGCUCGCCAACCAUGAGGAUCUACAGGCGGGGUCUUCAGAGGCUGCUGGCUGCCGCACUCUCCUCUAUGGCCAAGCACUGCUGCUAAGACACUCCUACAGCGACAUGUAUUUGAGCUGUCUGACCUCCUCUGGACUCUCUGCUGAUAAGCUGGCAUUUGAUGUUGGUCUCCAGGAAGACAUAGCCGGUGAGGCUUGUUGGUGGACGGUCCACCCUGCAUCCAAGCAGAGGUCAGAGGGAGAGAAGGUCAGAGUGGGUGAUGACCUCAUUUUGGUCAGUGUCUCCUCUGAAAGAUUCCUACACAUCUCAUGGAGUGCUGGUCUUUGUGAUGCUGAUGUUAGUGUUAGUGUGGAUGCAGCGUUCCAGCAGACCCUGUGGAGUGUGGCCCCCAUCUCCUCUGCCACUGUGGAGGCUCAGGGCCACCUAAGAGGAGGGGAUACCUUGCGAUUGCUGCACGGUCACACAGAUGAAUGCCUAACCAUUCCUCCUGCUGGACAUGGAGAAGAGGAUCGCAGAUCUGUUCAUUUUGAAGGUGGCACCGCAUCGUCUCAAGCUCGUUCUCUCUGGAGGAUUGAGAUGUUGUGUGUCUCCUGGAGUGGGAGUCACACUCGCUGGGGUCAGCCCUUCCGUUUGCAUCAUGUUACCACAGGGAAAUAUUUAGGCCGAUCGCAGGAUGGAGGACUACAGCUAGUGGAGAGAGAGCAGGCCGACAUCAAGUCCACUGCCUUCUGUCUCCGCACAACAAAGGAUGCUGGCCAAGAAUGUAUGGACUUCAAUAUGAAGAGAGAGGGGAUGGGGGCACCCGAGAUCAAAUAUGGAGACUCUCUCUGUUUUGUCCAGCAUGUGGACACCUGCCUAUGGCUCACCUACCACACCAGCGACUCAAAGAGGAGGAAAGAGAAGGGGCUGCAUAAGCAGGCCAUUCUCCAUUCAGAGGGUCACAUGGAUGAUGGGCUCACGCUCUCUCGCUCUCAGAGGGAGGAGUCUCAAGCUGCUGGUCUCAUACGUAGCUCUACACUUCUGUUUUCAGACUUUAUCAGGGGACUGGACAAGAGAGCCAACAUUUCAGCCUCAGAACUCCAAAUAGAGAUGUUCCGUCAGAGCUUGCAAGAUCUGAUUGGUUACUUCCGCCCACCCAAGAUUGGACAGUGUCAUGAGGCGAAGCAGAACAGCAUCAGAACACUGACGAACAGGCAACAUCUGUUUCAAGAAGAGGGUAUCAUUACCUUGGUACUUGACUGCAUUGACCAUCUCCAUCUGUACAACAGUGCGGCCCAUUUUGCAAAGGUUUCUGGGAAAGAGGCAGGAGAUUCAUGGGAGGCCACCCUGAGCUCCCUCUAUGAGCUUCUGGCUGCCCUCAUCCGGGGCAAUCGGAACAAUUGCUCCAAGUUCUCCACGUCUCUGGAUUGGCUGGUCAGCAGGUUGGAGAGGCUGGAAGCCUCUACUGGCAUCCUAGAAGUGCUGCACUGUGUGCUAACGGAGAGUCCAGAAGCGUUGAACUUCAUUAAAGAGGGUCAUAUUAGAUCUAUAAUCUCACUGUUAGAUAAACAUGGACGCAAUCCAAAGAUCCUGGACGUGCUGUGUUCACUGUGUGUUUGCCACGGAAUGGCGGUCCGCUCUAAUCAACAUUUGAUCUGUGACACUUUGCUGUCAGAGAGAGAUUUACUGCUGCAGACGCGACUGGUCAACCAGGUCACCAGCGUUCGCCCAAACAUCUACCUUUGCAUGGGUGAUGAUUGCGCUCAGUACAGGAAGUGGUACUAUGAGGUGGUGGUGGAGAAGGCAGUGCCUUUUGUGGCGGCUGAGCCGACUCACCUGAGAGUGGGUUGGGCCGCAGGGUACCAUCCUUCCCCGGCAGGCGGUCAUGGCUGGGGGUCCAACGGCGUAGGGGAUGACCUCUGCUCCUAUGGAUUUGACGGACUGCACCUAUGGACGGGAGGCAUUGGUCAAAGGGUCAGCUCACCAAAUCAGCACCUUCUGAGAGAGGAUGAUGUCAUCAGUUGUUGUCUUGACAUCACCGCUCCCUGUAUCUCCUUUCGGGUCAACGGGCAACCGGUGCAGGGCAUGCUGGAAAACUUCAGUGCUGACGGACUGUUGUUUCCUGUGGUCAGCUUCUCAGCCGGAGUCAGGGUGCGUCUGCUGUUCGGAGGCAGGCAGGGAGAGUUUAAGUUCCUCCCCCCUGCUGGAUUCUCCCCAUGCGCUGAAGCCUUGCUCCCCAGCAUGCGCUGUAGGUUGGAGCUGUGUGAGGAGUUCACUCGGUUUCAAGGCAAUGGCCAGUGUGACCUCUUAGGCCUUGCUGCACCCUUUGGCCCAGUGACAUUUACCCCAUCACCGGUGGACACGAGUCAAGUUGUGUUACCUCCUCAGCUGGAGCUGAUCAGAGAGAGGCUGGCUGAAAACCUUCAUGAGCUCUGGCUCUUGGAUAAGAUUGAGCAGGAGUGGACGCACGGACCCGUGAGAGAUGACAGUAAAAGAGUUCAUCCUGGACUGGUUGAGUUUUCCAAGCUUCCAGACCAGGAAAGGCACAGCAAACUCCAGGCAGCUGAAAAGACCAUCAGGACCCUCUUGGCUCUUGGUGCGCAUAUUGGACUGUCCGAUGACCACGCUGAGGAGAAUGUGAAAUACGUCCGGCUCUCAAACAAGUAUGAACUGUGCAAUGGCUACAGACCUGCUCCAGUGGAUCAGUCAGGUAUAUCUCUUACUGCUGCUCAGGAAGCUCUGGUGGAGGCGCUGGCUGAGAACGAGCACAACAUCUGGGCCAGAGAGCGCAUCAGACAGGGCUGGAGCUACGCAGCGCAGCAGGAUGUUAAGAGUAAGAGGAGUCCCCAGCUUGUGCCGUUUUCUCUGCUAGAGGAGAAAAGUAGGCACUGCAGUAGAGAGGAUGCGAGAGAUGCCUUGGGGACUCUACUUGGGCUUGGCUACACUGUAGAGCCGCCAGAACACCAGCAGCCACUUUUAGGUCCUGAAGUGAAAGCUGCAAGUGAGGAGACAUUUCGAAUCUUCCGUGUGGAACGCCCCUUUGCGAUGCAUGAUGGAAAAUGGUAUUUUGAAUUUGAAGUGGUCACUGAUGGAGAGAUGAGAGUGGGAUGGACACGGCCUGGAAGUAAACCGGACGUGGAGCUGGGGUCAGACAACCAGGCCUUCGUGUUUGAUGGCUCUAAGGCUCAGUGGUGGCAUGGCAGUCCCAUGCCAUUAGGCCGUCUCUGGAAGAAGGGGGAUGUGAUUGGAUGUUUGCUGGAUUUAUCUCGGAAGACCAUGAUGGUCACUCUAAAUGGAGAGCUACAGCUGAACAGCUGUGGCUCUGAGAUUGCUGCCAAAGACUUCAGUGUAUCUGAUGGUUUCCUACCUGUGUGUAGUUUGGGUGUGAACCAGGUGGGGCGGCUGAAUUUAGGCCGUCGGGUAAACACUCUGAAAUACUUCCGUGUGUGUGGGCUCCAGGAAGGGUACCAACCUUUUGGCUGUAAUAUGAGAAGAGACCUGCCUCUGUGGAUGACCUGGAAAGAGCCUCUAUUUGUGCCUGUACUGGAGGAUCAUCCUUACCUACAGGUAACUCGCAUUGAUGGAACAAUAGAUCGCCCACCAGGUCUGAAGGUCACCCACAGGUCACCAGACAGUGCCAAGACUGAUGUUGAGUUCUGUCGUCUGAGCAUGCCUGUAGAGUGCGCGCAGGUGUUCUCGACACCUGUGGAGGCUUCUCUUCCUCCGAGCAGCGGUGCGAUCUGCCACCUCAGAGAACCAGAAGAAGGAGACGUGGACUCAGACUUUGAAGUGUUAAUGAAGUCGGUCCACAGGUACACUGGAAGCAGAGAUGAACUGAACAACCACAAGGAUCAGACCCAAGAGAAGCCUUCCAAACGCAAACAGCGCUUUCUUUUGAAGAAGAAGCCAGAGUUGAACACAAGUAGUUCUUCAGCCCGGCUACUGGAGGAGGUGCUGGCGAUUGAGAAGGAUGACUGUAACCACCUUGCUGACUGCACGAAGUACUACUAUUCUUUGAAAAUUCUACAUGGCCAAGAUCCUUGCUGCAUCUGGGUGGGAUGGGUAACCUCAGCUUUUCGCCCUCCUGAGCAGAGCUUUGACCUUGAGAGAGUGUGCACCGUGAUGGUAACACUUGGAGAUGAGUGGGGCAAAGUUCUCCAGAGUGUCAAAUGCAGCUGCUGUUACAUGGUGUGUGCAGCAGAGGGCAGUAGUCUCUCUCACAGCCGCAGUAGUAGUGGGCUUGAGAUUGGCUGUCUGGUUGACACAGCAACUGGCCUUCUCACCUUCACUGCUAAUGGAAAGGAGAUGGGAACCUACUUCAGGGUGGAACCAUGCACCAAGCUGUUCCCAGCUGUUUUCGCCAAAGCCACCACUCCUGAUGUCUUCCAGUUUGAACUUGGACGGAUCAAAGGUGUGUUGCCGCUGUCUGCUGCUGCGUUUCGGAGUGAGAAGAAUAGUGCAGGGCCUCAGUGUCCCCCAAGGAUGACCGUGCAGUGCCUGAUGCGCGCAAGGUGGACCCGGUUACCUGACCACAGCCCACAGGUGGAGCUGGUUCGACUAGAGGAAAGGCACGGCUGGAGAGCACAGUGCAAGGAAAGCCUUCAGGUCAUGACCCUGCACAUCCCUGAGGAGGACAGGUGCAUGGACAUUCUGGAGCUCUCCGAACAGGAGCACCUGCUUGAGUUCCAUGAACACACCCUCCGUCUUUACUCUGCCCUCUGUGCCCAUGGGAACACACCUGUAAGCCAUGCCCUGUGCAGCCAUGUGGAUCAAUCACAGCUCCUUUUUGCCUUGCGGUGUCCUAGAAUGCCUGGACCCCUGCGAGCGGGCUUCUAUGCACUUUUAACCAAUGUCCACCUCAGUGCCCACACCAGCGCCAGAAAGUCGACCGCCUAUGAGUACAUUGUGCCCAUGACCGACGUUACACGCACCAUUACACUCUUCGAAAGCAAUGAGAAACGUCACAGCCUCCCAGGGAGUGACAUCAGCACCUCGCUGCGACCCAGAGCAUGCUUUGCCUUACCUUGUUUCAUUAACGUUAACAACACCAUCCAGGGUGGUUUUUGCCAGGACAGUCCUGAGUUCCCAUUGGAUGUCCUGAAGGCUGUUACCACAGUGAUGCUGGAGGAGGCGGUGUACACAGUGGGGCAGUGUGUGAGAGACCCUGUGGGAGGCAGUGUAGAGCUACUGCUGGUUCCUCUCCUCCAGCUGCUCUACACACUGCUUCUCAUGGGCGUGUUUCAGGGCUCAGACCUGCGGCGUGUGCUUUUCCUCAUCUUGCCUUCUGCCUAUAUGAGAGAAAACUUUAUAGGAAGACUGGGGGCUGGAGAUGGAGAGGUUAAUGGAAAGACAGAAGACGAGGGCCAUGAGAGAAGGACCAGUGUUCCUCUACUGGAGUUACAAAUGAAGCUUCCAGAAGCAGUUAAACUAGAGCUGUGCCACCUGCUGCAGUACCUGUGCGACUGUCAGAUACGUCACAGGGUUGAGGCUGUGGUGGCAUUCUCCGAUGACCUUGUGGGUCAUCUCCAGGACAAUCAACACUUCCGAUACAAUGAGGUCAUGGAGGCCCUCAACAUGUCAGCUGCUCUCACCGCCCGCAAGACCAAGGAAUUCCGUUCUCCUCCUCAAGAACAGAUGAACACGUUGCUAAAUUUCCAAGAGGAGCACCAGGAAUGUCCGUGUCCUGAGGAAAUCCAAGAUCUCCUCUGGGACUUCCAUCUAGACCUGAGGAGCCAUUGUGGAGUUGAAAUGGAUGAAGACUUCGUUACUAAAGAUGAGCAGGAUCGAUUAAAAGGUCUGCUGGACAGAAUGGUCCGUCUAAAGAGAAGGAUGUCUGGAGUAGUUGAAGAGGACAUUGUGCCUAAAUCUGUCUCUCUGCAGCAGCUUAUCUCUGACACCAUGCUGCGCUGGGCUCAGGAAGGGCCGUUAGAUCAUCCAGGCCUGGUUCAGGCUGCUUUUGGCCUGCUCCAGUGGCAGUAUGCUGGACUGUCUGGCCAGAUGUCUGCCCCUCUUCGUAAAGCUUACUGCAUCAGCCAGAGCUCGGUGGAAGACACACUGGGUCUGCAGGAGGCGCUGGGACGCAUCCGCUCACUGCUCAGGACCAGAAUGGGCAGAGAGGAAGAGGAACUCAUGAUUGGAGGACUUGGUGACAUCAUGAAAAAUAAAGUGUUCUACCAGCACCCGAACUUGAUGAGAGCACUGGGAAUGCAUGAGACGGUCAUGGAGGUGAUGGUCAAUGUUCUUGGUGCUAGAGAGUCCAAGGAAAUCAUGUUUCCAAAGAUGGUGGCCCACUGCUGCCGCUUCCUGUGCUAUUUCUGUCGAAUCAGCCGACAUAACCAGAAGGCCAUGUUUGAUCACCUCAGCUACCUCCUGGACCACAGCAGUGUUGGACUUGCAUCUCCCUCCAUGCGAGGCUGUACUCCCCUGGACGUAGCUGCAGCCUCUGUGAUGGACAACUAUGAGCUGGCACUGGCCCUUACAGAAUCAGACCUGGAGAAGGUGGUGCAGUAUUUGGCAGGCUGUGGUUUGCAUAGUUGUUCUCUGCUGGUCUCUAAAGGAUACCCUGACAUCGGCUGGAAUCCCGUCGAGGGAGAGAGAUACCUGGACUUCCUGCGCUUUGCUGUUUUCUGUAACGGUGAAAGUGUAGAGGAGAAUGCUUAUGUGGUGGUGAGGCUCCUGAUUCGUAGGCCUGAGUGCUUUGGACCCGCCCUGCGAGGGGAGGGGGGAGACGGUCUCUUAGCAACCAUAGAUGAAGCCAUCAAGAUCUCCGAAGACCAGAGCAGAGAUGGUUCUUCCAAAGCAUACCAGUCUAGUAGCACACUUGAUACUAUUGAUGAUGAGGAUGAUGACUUCAUCCACAUGGGGCACGCUAUAAUGACCUUCUACUCUGCUCUCAUAGACCUGCUGGGCCGCUGUGCCCCAGAAAUGCAUUUGAUAGAUGCUGGUAAGGGUGAGGCUGUUCGUAUCAGAGAGAUCCUAAGGUCUCUGAUCCCCAUGAAGGACCUUGAGGGGGUCAUCAGCAUCCCUUUCUCUCUCCCAUUUCUGGACACAGAGGGUUCAAUUAUGGAGCCGGACAUGUCCAGGCUUUUCUGUCCAGAUCAUAAGGCAGCCAUGGUGCUGUUUCUGGACCGGGUCUACGGAGUCCAGGACCAGGAGUUCCUGCUUCGUUUACUCAAGAGAGGCUUCCUCCCUGACCUGCAAGCCGCUGUUACUAUGGAUACUACUGGUCUGGGGGGUACAGACAUGGCCCUAGCCCUGAACCGUUACGUGUGUGUGGCUGUACUCCCGUUGCUGAGUAAAUACUCCUCCUUGCUUUGUGACCCAUCUCCUGUCCAGCUGGCUACAGUGGACGCUCUCCUACAGGCACUCUAUAGCUUCUCCAAGACCUGCAGCCUUACCAAGGCCCAGAGGGACUCCAUCCAGGAUUGCUUGCUGUCUGUGUGCGGCAAACUGAAGCCCUCCCUGUUACAACCUCUACUGCGGAAUCUUGUGCUUGAUGUACCCCAGCUGACAGAGAACACCAAGAUGCCACUUAAGCUACUGACCGAUCAUUAUGAGCAGAGCUGGAAGUAUUACUGUAUGACCGGUGUUCAGGGCAGCUUUGGCUCUGCCUCGGAUGUGGAGCUACGGCUUAGCAGAAAUCUCUUUUGGGGUGUAUUUCGAGCUCUAACCAAAAAGUCUUACGAAGCAGAGCUGUUCAAGCUGACUUUAGGCUGCCUCAGUGCUGUGGCCAGGGCCAUUCCUCCUGACCACGCUGACCCCAGGUGUAGUGGUGGGCUGGAGAGAAACUCCUCACUGGACUCAGAGGGGCGUUUCUGCCCUCAGCCUCUGGACACUGCCAAUGUGACCGUGCCUGAGGCAUUGGAGUAUGUGGUGAAUAAGUAUGCAGAACACACUCAUGAGAAAUGGUCACUGGAGAAGUUUGCUAAUGGUUGGGUCCACGGAGAGCAGAUGUGUGAAAGCUCUAAAGUCCACCCACUCCUGAAGCCCUACAGAGCCUUAUCUGAGAGAGAUAAAGAAAGCUACCGAGGAGUCAUCAAAGAGACUGUGAAAAGCAUGCUGGUCUUGGGCUGGAACAUCGAGAGGACAAAGGAAGGGGAGGCGAGGGGCCUUCAUAACCCAGCUAGGAGGAUCUCACAGUCGGGGCAGCUCUCAUUUGAGGGAACCUCCAUGUUCAGCCCCAAACCUGUAGACACCAGCUGCAUCACAUUGACCUGGGACCAGUAUGCCAUGGCAGAGCAGCUAGCAGAGAACUAUCACAACAUCUGGGCCAAGAGGAAGAAGCAGGAGCUGCAGGCUAAAGGAGGGGGCAGCCACCCACUUCUGGUGCCCUAUGAGUCUCUGAGUGCCAGAGAAAAGAAUAGAGUCCGAGAGCGAGCUCAGGAUGUGCUGAAGUUCUUCCAUAUCAAUGGAUACACUGUGUGGAGGGAACGGGCGCCUGCAGACGCGGAUUCUCCUGCCGUCGCCGGCCGCUUUGCCUACUGUCUGCUCCAGCGGGCUGUUUCCUUCACUGAGCAGGCGCAGGACCAAAUGCUGGAGCUGGAGGUUGUGCAGGCUCGAGGGCAAAUGGGAAAGACAGAUAAGGUGCCUCAUGAACAACAGAUCUAUUUUUUCAUCAAGGUGAUUCUGCCUCUAGUGGAUCAGUAUUUUAAGAAUCAUCACCUCUACUUUCUGUCCAGAUCACUGUGUCCCCUCAGCAACAGUGGUCACGCCUCUAGUAAAGAGAAAGAGAUGGUUACAAGUUUGUUCUGUAAACUGGGAGCACUGGCCAGAUGCAGGAUUUCUCUCUUUGGUAAGGAUGCUCAGUCUGUGGUGAGCUGCCUGCAGAUUCUUGCACAGUCUCUCGAUACCAGGGCUGUGAUGAAGACGGUGGAGUGUGUGCGGUCAGCCCUGUGCUCAUUCUUUGAGGAUGCAGCAAUGGAUCUGGAGCUGGCUGUGGAGAAUGUAAACGCAGGACCGAUUGGUCAAAGCAGGGCCCAAGCCAGAGGAGAUGGAGAACUGAUGACCUACACCACAACUGCACUCAUUCCAGUACUGACCACUCUGUUCCAGCAUAUAGAGCACUGCCACAGCUCUGAGGACCUGAUCGUGGAUGAAGUGGAGGCCUGCUGUUACCGCAUCCUUUGCAGUCUGUACACUCUUGGCACUUGUAAUAACACUCUUAUGGAAAGACAGAGGCCUUUAUUAGGGGCGUGCCUUGCUGCCUUAUCAGCUGCUUUUCCUGUAUGUUUCCUGGAGCUGUCACUUAACCACAUGAGCAAUGAAGAGAAAGAAGGUGUGAGCACUACAACUGAGGGGGUGUGCACAGUCCUUCCUUCCCUGCAAGAAGCUUUCUCAGAAGUCGAGGAUCUUGCAGAGGCUGGGUCUUCUGCCCGCCAUGCCCUUCUGUCCAGGGUCAUGGAGGUCAUUCUCCCAAUGCUGUGCAGCUACGUGUUCCGGUGGGGUGAAGCAACCGACCCAGAAGCUCAGGAGCUUCAAGACAGGCCAUGCUCCUGUCUCACAACACGGGAUACCAACACCCUCUUGGGACAAAGCCUCUCUAUCAUCCAUGCCCAGCUUGGUACACCUGACUGCAGCUGGAUGAAACAAAUUGCAAUUUUUGUUCAGCCACUUGUUCAUAAGGCGGAGCCUCGCCUCCUGAAGAGUCACUUCCUGCCUUUGAUGGAAAAACUAAAGAAGAGAGCAGAGUCGGUGCUGCAAGAAGAGGAGCGGAUGAAGACGGAGGGGUGUGGCAAUUUGGCAGAGGCGGAGCUUGCUAUCCAAGGGAAAUUUACAGUGGUGGUGCAAGAUCUGUAUGCUUUUUACCCCCUUCUCAUCCCAUUUGUAGACCAUCAUAGAAUGAGGUGGCUGAGAGAAAUGAAUGAAGACUCUGAGAGGCUCUUCUUCCUGGUAGCAGAUGUUUUCAUUUUCUGGGCUAAAUCUCACAACUUCAAGUGGGAGGAGCAGAACUUUGUGGUUCAGAAUGACAUCAACAGCAUUACAUUUCUGGGUGGAGUGUGUGAAGGUGAGAGGAGGAAGAUGAAGAGGGGCAAGGACGAGCGGUACUCCACGCACACCUCACUGAUCGUGGCCGCCCUGAAGAAGCUCCUCUCCAUUGGGCUGAACCAGUGUUGCCAUGGUGAUCGGGGCCUGAUUGCUGUGGCCAAGGGCCGUUUCUCUGAGAAAGACACAGAGGAUGAGGUCCGAGCAUGCAUUCGCAGCAACCUGAAAGAGGACAUUUCUGAUGGGUCGAUGGAAUCCUUGCGUGUUAAGAGGGUCCUGACCAUAGCUCGUGUCCUUUUCCAUCUGGAUCAGGUUGAGCAUCCUCAGAAGAGUAAGCGAGCAGUGUGGCAGAAGCUGCUAUCCAAGCAGAGGAAGCGGGCAGUGGUGGCCUGUCUCAGGAUGACCCCUCUCUACAACCUGCCCAGGCACAGAGCCGUGGAUUUGUUUCUGCAAAGCUACAGAAAGAUCUGGGUGGAGGCAGAGGAGAGCUUAUACGAGAACAAGCUGAUUGAAGAUUUAGCAAAAGCAACAGAUGGAGAGAGUUUUGAGAAGGAGAGCAGAGAGGGAACAAAGGAGAACAAAAAGACUGACCCGCUUCAUCAACUCAUCACUUUCUUCCGUCAAAGUGCCCUAAGUGCGAGGAGCAAACCAGAAGAGGAUGCUCUGUACCUGGGCUAUGCUGACAUCAUGGCCAAGAGCUGUCAGACUGAUGACGAUGAUAGUAAUGAUAAAGAAGUGAAAUCCUUUGAGGAGAAAGAGCUGGAGAAGCAGAGGCUUUUGUAUCAGCAGGCCAGAUUACAUGAUCGUGGAGCAGCAGAGAUGGUCCUACAGAGACUCAGUGACAGCAGAGGUACUAUGGGGCCAGUGGCGGCGUCCACUCUUCAGCUUGGUAUAGCCAUCCUGAAUGGAGGAAAUACUGCUGUACAGCAGAAAAUGCUGGACUACCUGAGAGAGAAAAGGGAUGUGGGAUUCUUUCACAGCCUGGCUGGUCUCAUGCAGUCCUGCAGUGUGUUGGAUCUGAACGCUUUCGAGAGGCAGAUCAAAGCGGAGGCUUUAGCAGUGGCAGAUGAAGACAACACAGGUGAUAAGGUUAUGGCAGAUGGGCAAUUGACCUGUGACCUCUUCCGGUUUCUUCAGCUGCUUUGUGAAGGACAUAAUGCAGAUUUGCAGAAUUAUUUGAGGACUCAGACAGGAAACAACACCACAGUCAAUAUCAUCAUCUCCACUGUGGACUACCUGCUCAGAGUGCAGGAAUCCAUCAGUGACUUCUACUGGUAUUACUCUGGGAAAGAUGUGAUCGAUGACCAUGGCCAACGCAACUUCUCCAAGGCCAUCCGGGUGGCCAAGCAAGUCUUCAACACACUCACUGAAUAUAUUCAGGGUCCAUGCACUGGGAACCAGCAGAGUCUGGCCCAUAGUCGCCUGUGGGAUGCUGUGGUGGGCUUCCUGCAUGUCUUUGCCCAUAUGCAGAUGAAACUAUCUCAGGAUUCCAGUCAGAUUGAGCUGCUGAAGGAACUGAUGGAUCUGCUUAAAGACAUGGUUGUGAUGCUGCUGUCUUUGCUAGAAGGAAAUGUGGUAAACGGGACAAUUGGCAAGCAGAUGGUAGACAUGCUGGUGGAAUCAUCCAGCAACGUUGAGAUGAUCCUCAAGUUUUUCGAUAUGUUCCUGAAGCUCAAAGACCUCGUGUCUUCCGACUCCUUCAAAGAAUAUGAUCCAGAUGGGCAUGGGCUCAUCUCCAAAAAGGACUUUCAGAGGGCCAUGGAGGGCUACAAGCGCUACACACUAUCUGAGAUAGAGUUUCUCCUGUCAUGUGUGGAGAUGAACGAAAACAAGCUCUUGGAUUACCAGGCCUUCGUGAGUCGCUUUCACGAGCCAGCCAAAGACAUCGGCUUCAACGUGGCGGUUCUCCUGACCAACCUCUCCGAGCACAUGCCUCAUGACACUCGGCUGCAGAACUUUCUGGAGGUGGCUGAGAGUGUGCUGAGGUACUUCCAGCCUCACCUGGGCAGGAUCGAGAUAAUGGGCAGUGGGAAGCGUAUCGAGAGGGUUUACUUUGAGAUUAGCGAGUCAAGCCGCAUGCAGUGGGAGAAACCACAGGUGAAGGAGAGCAAGCGCCAGUUCAUCUUUGACAUGGUGAAUGAGGGAGGAGAGAAAGAAAAGAUGGAGCUGUUCGUUAACUUCUGUGAGGACACCAUCUUUGAGAUGCAGCUGGCCGCUCAGAUCUCUGGCUUUGACCAUGGGGAGGAGGCCAAGGGGAUAGAAAAGAAUGGAAUGGCGGAAAGAAAAGAGAAGGAUAGAAAUGUCUGUGACGAAAAAGGCGACGCUGAAAAGCCAAGAGGCCUUUUCUCAUCUUUCUCUUCAAAGAUGAAAUACAUCCUCCUGGCCCCUCUAUAUGGCUUGAUGAUGAUCCUUUCUCUUCUCUCAAUAAAGAACUUGAGGAAACAGAUGAAGAAGACGACCUUGAGGGGCUUAUUUUUGGCCAUCUAUUUCUUUUUCCAGAAAGUUCUUAAAGGAAUUGGUCGUAUAAUUUUAGGCAUCAUUUGCUUCUUCCUCAAUCUCCUCUACCUCGUCUUUCUCAGCGGAUGGAUUAUUGAAGUUGCCAAAGAGGCAAAGUUCUCUGAAGUCUUUGGCUGUUUACAGGACCCCACCCUGGAUGAGGUCACAGGGCUCAACGAGGGCGUCACUGAGGUGCUGGGUCAGACACACACCCUCUCGUCUCAGGACGUUUUGAGGGCGGUGGGCCUCAAUUUGUCAGCUGUGUCCAGAAACCCUCAACUGCUUACUGAUAUAUUCGGCCUCCAGCUGAGAAAGGAAGGAGGGCAGUAUACGUUGCUGACCAGAGAGUCAAACGAAAGCCUAAGCGACCUGGUCAAUCCCUCCAAAUUCCAGCAGGUCGUGGUGUCUGAGGAAGAUUUGGAAGAGCAGGAGAAGCAAUCCGAGACCGAAAAGGCUGAAAGAGAGGAAGACGAGAAGAAGGAUAAGAGGAAGGAGCAGACACCCAGAAGAAGAAUCCGGAAAGCCAGCUCGCACAAGGCAGUGGAGCCAGAUGUUCAGGAAUCAGCUGCUUGGAGAAGGAUCUGCUCUCAGAACAUGAAACUGCUUAAUUAUUUUGCCAGGAAUUUCUACAACAUGCGAGUGCUAGCACUGUGUGUGGCUUUCACCAUCAAUUUCAUCCUUCUUUUCUACAAGGUGUCCUCCAGCGAAGCUGAUGGUGGAACAGAGGAAUAUGUGACUGAUCUCUGGGAACAGAAUGGAGGGGCUGUGUGUUUUGUCCUGGGGGAAAGUGGUUACAUGGAGCCUGUUCUCCGCUGUCUAGCUGUCUUACACACUCUCAUUGCUUUCUGUUCUAUCAUUGGCUACUACUGUCUGAAGGUUCCGUUGGUGAUCUUUAAGCGGGAGAAGGAACUGGCGCGUAAGAUGGAGUUCGAUGGUCUCUAUGUGACAAAGCAGCCUUCUGAAGACGAUAUCAAAGGCCAGUGGGACAGACUGGUCAUUAACACUCCAUCUUAUCCGAGUAAUUACUGGGAUAAAUUUGUGAAGAGGAAGGUGAUGGCUAAGUACGGUGAAUUGUACGGCUCCUCCCGGAUUAGUGAGCUGCUGGGUUUGGAUAAAACGGCGCUGGACUUCAGCUCUGAGGCACAGGACAGGAGGAGACCAGCCCGUGAUAGUCUCAUCAAUGCCCUAUUGAGUACUAUUGAUAUGAAAUACCAAGUAUGGAAACUAGGAGUGGUGUUCACCAACAAUUCCUUCUUGUACCUUGCCUGGUACAUGCUGCUGUCAGUCCUAGGUCACUAUAAUAAUUUCUUCUUCGCUGCACAUCUGUUGGACAUUGCCAUGGGCUUCAAAACGCUACGCACCAUCCUGUCAUCUGUCACUCACAAUGGCAAACAGCUGGUGUUGACCGUAGGACUCCUGGCUGUGGUGGUGUAUCUCUACACUGUAGUGGCCUUCAACUUCUUCCGCAAGUUUUACAACAAAAGUGAAGAUGGGGAAUCUGUGGACAUGAAGUGUGAUGACAUGCUGACGUGUUACAUGUUCCACAUGUACGUUGGGGUUCGAGCUGGAGGAGGGAUCGGUGAUGAAAUCGAGGACCCAGCAGGAGACGCGUUCGAGUUCUACCGCGUCAUCUUUGAUAUCACCUUCUUCUUCUUCGUCAUUGUUAUUCUCCUGGCCAUCAUUCAGGGUCUGAUCAUUGAUGCCUUUGGAGAGUUGCGAGACCAACAAGAGCAGGUGAAAGAGGACAUGGAGACCAAGUGCUUUAUCUGUGGCAUUGGGAGUGAAUACUUUGAUGGUGUGCCCCAUGGCUUUGAGUCUCACACUGUACAAGAACACAACCUGGCCAACUAUUUGUUCUUCAUGAUGUACCUCAUCAAUAAAGAUGUGACAGAACACACAGGACAGGAGUCGUACGUAUGGAAGAUGUACCAGGAGCGCUGCUGGGAAUUUUUUCCCGUCGGAGAUUGCUUCCGUAAACAGUAUGAAGAGCAGCUCAGUAAGGAGAUUCCCUAAAUAUUCUGACGUGAAGAACUAUCCAUAUAGAUUUGUUGAGGAGUGGCCAUCGGACAUUGUAUAAUACUUUAAUUCUCACACUGUGCAGAUGGAAAAGCUGUUCUCUGUAUUCAAAAAGAAUUCCUUGCAUGCUGUAUUUCUCCACCUUGGCCAUUGUUUUAUUCUUGAUUCACAAGUGAAUUACAUAGAUGGCUUUUUAAGUUUUUCUUCUUUUUGCUUUUACAUUUUUUUUUCAUGUAUGAACAAAGAAAACCCUUUAAAUGUGGGUGUUUGUCAUUAUAAACACUGCAGAACAUUCAGUGUUUCUCUGUCUCUGCCCAUGCCCCUAGAAUGUCCAUGCUGUCUGUCUGAAUCAGUAAUGAGCUUACCAGUCAAAAUGAGUAAACCAUUGAAACCAACUAAUAGUGUGUAAUACCUCCACAAGCACGAGUAACAGCUGCAAUUCAAUUUGGCUUGGUCUGGACAAGUUUCUGGAUGUUGGCGACAUCAGUAUUCAGCCGCUCUUGCAUCAAAAAAUUGAGCAGUUUGGCCAGAUUUCAUGGAUGCCUUCCCUGGUGUCUCACUCAUUGUUCCAGGUAGUCCCACAUAUUUUCAAGAGCAUUCAAACCUGGGGAUUGUGUGGGCCAGUUCAGUUGUGUGAAUUCUCCUGAAUGUUCAUCAAGUCAGUCACAUUUGCAGCCCUGUGAACAUGAGAAUUGUCAUCUUGGUAUACAGGGAUAGGAAUGUUGCGUACCUCAGUAAUAUGAUAAGCAAAAGGCAAAACCUGGUUGUCCAGGAGCUCAGCGUAGGCACUGUGACCUGUAUCAAAGGAUCCAUUUCUACAUAAUUAAAACACCCCAGAACAUCACAGAGCCUCCAGCUUGAACCACACCUUGGACACAGUAUACAUUGAAGGCUUCCUGAGGUCUACGAUGAAGACGAUGUCAAGCAUCAUUCAAAUACAGGAGGAAACUGUGAGGGAACAUUUUGCUCUACAGUUAAAGGUUCCGAAACUGUGGUUAAGAUAGACUUAAUGUCAAGAUAAGAUUUAGCUCGCUUGGGCAGGAAAUAUUGGUAACUGAGCUGCAUGUCUGGGUAUAAAUAUAUGUUUCAGCAGAUAAUAAACAGAGUAAACUGAGAA